Plasmopara halstedii is the source of this 153-nucleotide messenger RNA. RefSeq lists its product as uncharacterized. Bases 1 to 153 code for a protein of 50 amino acids. Lineage: Eukaryota; Oomycota; Peronosporomycetes; Peronosporales; Peronosporaceae. The record is from RefSeq and is a predicted model, not a curated record. The transcript is spliced from 2 exons.
AUGGGCUUGCGAGUGUCAGCCUUGCUACUCUCCGUCGCAAUUCGAUUUUCACGAUAUCGAGCGUCUAACGCCGAAUGCACUUUACUAUUCUUCACCAUCGAAAAGGGACGCCUGCACUACCGCAACUGGAGUAUCAAGCUGCUGGACGGGUAA